This is a messenger RNA of Brachypodium distachyon (stiff brome), 3176 nucleotides long. Its product is annotated as nuclear pore complex protein NUP88. The record is from RefSeq and is a predicted model, not a curated record. The transcript is spliced from 10 exons. Gene Ontology annotation, cellular component: nuclear pore. Gene Ontology annotation, molecular function: structural constituent of nuclear pore. Gene Ontology annotation, biological process: ribosomal small subunit export from nucleus; ribosomal large subunit export from nucleus; mRNA export from nucleus. Bases 76 to 2637 code for a protein of 853 amino acids. Lineage: Eukaryota; Viridiplantae; Streptophyta; Magnoliopsida; Poales; Poaceae.
CUCCAUUCCAAACCUCAAACCCCACGCGACAGCUCCACUCCGGCACCGGCAGCAAAGCGCAAAACCUCGUCGCCGAUGACUCGCAUCACCGCGCCGCAGCCGCCGUCCUCGCCCCCGGACUCCCCGCCACCACUGCGCCGCUCCCCGGCCCCGUCCACCCCGCCCUCGCGCGGCCGCCGCCACUCCCCGUCCCCGUCCCUCGCGCUCACCCCUUCCUCCUCCGCCUCCGCCUCCACCUCCGCCACCUCCUCGAGGCCCAAGCCGCGCCCGUCGCCGAAGAGGACCUACUCUCCGGCGCAGUGGGUCCCUAUCCGCUCCCACCCGGCCGUGUCGCUGCGAGGCGGAGGCGGCGGCGGGGGCGUCGCGUGGGAUGCCGCCGCUUCCCGGCUCUACGUCUGGGACCCUUCGGCGCGCGCCGCGCACCGGAUAUGCGUCCGGAUUCGCGACGCGGAGGCGGGGAAGGACGGGGAGGAGGAGGUCGCCGUGGAAGCCGCCGUGCCUUCGGAGAUGUUGAUGCCAGAGGCGGAUCUGGGUUACGAGGUCACUCAAAUAUCCCUUAAUACUGAUGGUUCAUCACUACUCCUAGCUGGAUCACACAACAUUUAUGUUCUGUAUGUACAUGAGAGGGUAUCAGAAAAUGGUGAUACAAUCAUAUGCAGGGCCGCACCAGUUGCUUCUCAGAUCUUACCUACCAACAACAAUGGCAUAAAAGUGCUGCAGGCAUCCUGGCAUCCUUUUAGCAGCAGCCAUUUUGGAAUUUUGACAUCAGACGCUGUUUUCAGGUUAUUUGAUCUGUCCUUUGAUUUAGAGAAACCAGAGCAGGAAUUUUAUUUGCAACCAAUCCUGCCUGGAAGAUGUCAGAAUGCUUCUUCAAUUUGUCCAGUAGCAUUCUCUUAUGGGAGUGAUCAUCUGUGGGAUAGAUUCUCGGUUUUCAUCUUAUUCAGUGAUGGUUCAAUUUUUGUGCUCUGUCCCAUUGUUCCAUUUGGAAGUGACUACAGUAAGAGAAGCAUUGAAGAACUUUAUGAAGAUGUUAAUACAUUUGGAUUGAAAUCUUCAAAUACAAAUGUUGUCACGAACUCACAUUUGGCCAUUGCAUGGUUAGAGGCAACAUUCCCUGAGUUAUUACGUCAAUCAGCAGAGACCAGCACACUUAUGUCAAGAGCUCGUCCAUAUGCCCCAGUAGAUGAUUCUCUAACUCUACAGGGGCCUCUUUGUAGAGUUUGCGAGGAAAACAGUGAACUUGAAGGCAAGAGCAGCUCUUGUGAAGGUAAAGCUGUGGGUUUUUUGUACAGCUCUGCUGGCAAAGAUUCAGUUCUUGUGACUGCCUGGGGUAGUGGACAGCUCCAGAUUGAUGCUCUAGCUGAUGAAAUUCAACCACAAUGGAGCAUUGGGUUUCCUACUCGCCUUAAUGUCGAUUCUCAUGGGCACCUAAAGAGUGUUGCUAUGAUAUGUGACUCUAAUCCACAAGAUCCAUGGGCCCUGAAAUCACAUCCCUUGUCCAGUACGGGAUCAAAUGCGAAGAGCAAUACAGAAGCUGUCUGGAUGGGACACUCUCCUCCAUUGCUAAGAGUCGCAAUUGUGGAUUUGGCACUGCCAAAAACUUCCAACGGUAGCUCUUUAUCGUUGUUUCUGGACCCCCUUGUCCCAGAGAGAUUUUAUUGUGCACAUGGUGGAGGACUUGACAUGGUCACAUUGCACUUCCUACCAUUUUCAUACCCCGAAAUGGUUUCAACACCACCAUCGGUGCAUCCUGUACUCACUACAGGCAACAGUGAUACAAAUUCUCCUUUCCUUUCUGGAUUUGCUGCCAUAGCCGAUGCGUAUGGCCAUGUUCAGUUAGUUGGUAUCACAUACACUGGUGAGUGCUUUGUGGUGGAGAUGAAGGGUUGGAAAGAACCAACACCUCUUCAGCUCGACAUAUAUAGCAAAAACACCAAGGAUGUUGAAUCUUCCACAACAGGAAUGAUCAGCAAAGAGCUUAUUGCUGGUCCAGAUCCACCCAUGCUUCCAUCUUCAUCAAGCCUGAGGUCGUUGACUCCUGACUCCAUUGAAGGGAAGUCAACACUUCAUCACUAUAUAAAGGUUUUUCACGAGUAUUAUGUGGAGUAUGGCCACAAGGUUUUCAUUGAGCUCAAGGAACAUGCGGAUUAUGUGAAGACAGAGAUUGAAGACAAACAGAAACGUUUACAAGCAGUGAAGCAAUCACUUCUAUCCAUAGAAGCUAAAGACCAGGACAUCAGCAAGCGGAUAGAUAGGGCCUCCAAGGUAUAUGACCUGUUGGAAAAGCGCAUAGAAAGCUUCAAGAUGCUGCCUGCUGCAAACAAGAAACCACUGUCACAAGCAGAGCUGGAGUUCAAGUCACAGCUUGAUAGGUUUGCAGACGUGGAAUUGGAUGCUUUGCGUUCUUCCAUUUCUGCUCAGAGCGCAAGGAUGAAACGGUUUGCCCACCCGUCCUUGGGUGGUGCUCCUGGCACAGGAAUGCCACCAUGGCAGACACCAAAGGGUGGAAGAAGCCAUGUUUCAGACUCCCAGAUGUCGCUGAUGAAAUCUUCACUCAAGAGGCUCUCGCUCCUCAAUGAUGAGAGCAACCAGAAGCUACGGCUCAUUGAACAUGAACUCAAGAACCAGGAACAAUAGGUCUGACCACAACCAUGAACAAUACGGUCCUUGCUGAUUGUGUGCUUUCAUGCAUUUUCUAUCAUCGCUCAAGGAUGAAACAUGAAUGGUAGAGGCAUGUUGACUCCACCCCUGAAUGCAGCAUAUCAUCUUUCGUGCAAAGUCUGCUGGGACACAUGUGGAGAACAGCCGAGCAAGCAAGUACAACUGCCCAGCAAAUGCAUAUCAACGUGAUGUAGCUACCGGCCAUAACCUAUUGAUAACUUGCCUCUGUAGUUAUUUUUACUUACUGGGGAUUUCGUCUUGGCAUUAUCUACUGCGCUACAUUGCUUAGCCGAGACAUAUCCAAUGGCACAAAAUAAGUGUCAAGUAAAUGACCGUGUUUUGCGUGAUAAGCGGGUGGCUGAUUGCAUCCCAAACUCUCAAGUAUGUCCAAGCAGGAUCAAGUCAGUGGUUGAUAACGUGGUUCACGGUCAGUCACUAUUUGAAUGUACAACUGUUACAGAUAGGUGUUAACUUAAUAAGAAGCUUGUACAAAUUGUGGUGGCUUUUGAGAGAAA